Molecule: messenger RNA, 679 nt
Organism: Nasonia vitripennis (jewel wasp)
Lineage: Eukaryota; Metazoa; Arthropoda; Insecta; Hymenoptera; Pteromalidae
Gene: l(3)87Df
Product: cytochrome c oxidase assembly protein COX20, mitochondrial
Exons: 2
Coding region: 210-545 (111 amino acids)
Biological process (GO): mitochondrial respiratory chain complex IV assembly
Cellular component (GO): mitochondrial inner membrane; mitochondrion
Source: RefSeq, a predicted model, not a curated record
AGUAGCCGCGUCAAUUCCGCGAAACUGUGCGAUGAGUGCUGGAGCUGCGCGAGCGUUGUGUUUGCGGAACGUGAAUCACAGAAACGCCCGGAUCCGGACUAUAUAAUAUAGGUAUAUCGUCGCUGCGUUUCAAGGCUCAAGCAGCUGACUAUACGAUACAGUUUUUUAGGUUAAAACUGUAAUAGUUGUUGCGGCAGAAAAACGGAAUCAUGACUGAAAAUGAAGAGACUGGUUUCAGAAUAUUCGGCCGAGACGUCCUGAAAAUUCCAUGCAUCAGAGAAUCGUUUUUGUAUUCCAUGUCGUCUUAUAUUGGCGUUGGAUUACUAACUUUUUUAGUGACCAGUAAACCCAAAUUAUCAUCUCAUCUUGGAUUUGCAUCAUAUAUUGUUGUUACACUUGGUUAUUACACCAAUUGCCGAAUCAAUUAUGCGAAUCAGAAAUUUCAAAUGGCACAGAUACAGCAAGCGAUGCACAAAGCAGCAGUUAUGGAAGGUACUGAGGAAGAAGAAAUUAUAAAAACAAAACCAAUGCUUGAAGAAGUAUAAUUAUAUGAUAUUCUUGUUUAAAUAUAGUUUUUGUACAAAGUGUAAAUAAGUUGACUUCAAUUUUUGAUUUGUAAUACUUACAAUUUAUUGUUUACGCAAGUUUAUGUCAGUAAUAAAAUGCGAUAGUAAACUAA